CAUUUUCCUAAUUGAUACUUGUACUUGGAUCCAUAACAAGAAACAGUGUAAAAUUUAGAUUGGAGGUUGAAUUGUGAAUUUUUAAUUUAUUUUAAAGUGUUUAAUUAAGUGAUUACAAAAUGACAAUUCACAUUGACUCUCUUCCAAAUGAAAUUAUUUUAGAGAUUUUCGAAUACUUAUAUGAAUUGAUGGACAUGAUUAACUGUUCUUACGUGUGUAAAAGAUGGCGGUGUCUAGCACUCUACAGAUUAAGCCGAGUUAAAGGUCUAUGUGGUCCUUACUGUGAAUACACAAUAUGUUCUGAUAUUAUAUCGGCGAACGUUAAUGAAAGCGAAUACAAAAUUACAAAAUUAUUACCCAAUUUAAAGAUUAUCGAUAGUUUAUUUGACGGGAGAGGACUUACAGUUAGAUUUACUCAUGCUUUAGUGCACUUGAAACAAUUACGAGCAGUUCGUUUAUACUAUCCUCAUUUGCUUGCCAGAGCCACGGUACUUCCCACUAAGAUCCACAGCGUCAACACGCACUAUUCUCGACGCUAUUUUGGUCUUAUAGCAUCUCAACUUGGUCCACAGCUCAAGCAACUGUAUCUUAUGAUAUUUCCUUUUCGUGAACUUGCUACUUAUGCCCACUUGAUGCCUUUAUUGAUCCGAUUGCACUUGCAACUUAAACCAGUUGAGCCUGACGUUUACUACCAUGGACCCGAACUGAGUAAUUUGCAAAUAUUAGAACUUGUAGCAAAAAAUCAAAAUGGAGUCAUUUCACUCAACCUCGCGUUGUAUAUGCUAAACUAUUGUCCAAAAUUGAAAAGUGCUUAUUUCUGUUUACGAACUGAGAAAUUUUGUAAGAAACUUUACCCUUCAAGAAUUGACAGACACACUAAUUUGGAAGAUUUGGUUCUGAUAUUUCAUACAAAUAGACAAUGGAGAAAUCCCGAUUAUUGGAACUUCCUGAUUGUGGCAUUGACGAAAUUCCCCAAUUUGAAACAUCUUGCUAUCAGAGAUAAUUGUCGGCUUACUGAAGGUGUAAUCAUUCAAAUCUUGGAGCGACUUCCAAAUUUGAGAAUAUUAGACGUCCGAGGAGCAUUAGUUGAUUCAGAAACUUUGAUUCAAACUGCCAAUUCUAAGCGCGAAAAGCCUGUUGAAAUAUUCCUUGGAUUUUAUCAAAUGCGUUACGUUCCGACAAAUAGAAUGAAUCCGAAAUUAGAUUUCAUGAGACAUUGUUUCUUUGUGAAUGAAUUUCCAGGUCUUCCCAGACUAUUUGAUCUUGAAGAAGAAGAAGAUGAUGAAUGAUAGAAUGUAUGAUUCCCCUAGACUUUGAUCUGAGUAUUUUUUUAUUGGACAAUUAACUUCAUCCCAAUGCUAAUUUACAUUUACACCAAAAAUUAUUUAUGACUUCUUAAAAUUAAUUAAUAAAUUAUAUGCAAUUGAAGUAUCAAUUUUAGGUACUUUUAAUUUCCAUCUUCAAUUGUAAACCAAUUAAGGCUCAUUAUUACAACCAUCAA
Molecule: messenger RNA, 1501 nt
Organism: Tetranychus urticae (two-spotted spider mite)
Lineage: Eukaryota; Metazoa; Arthropoda; Arachnida; Trombidiformes; Tetranychidae
Molecular function (GO): protein binding
Source: RefSeq, a predicted model, not a curated record